GCAACUCAACUCACAUGAGAGAAAGAGCAGCAGCGAGGCUCUGCUCGACCAGCGGCAUCACACACACCUGAGAAACUGAAGCAGCAACUCUCAGCUGCAUCUGCAAGCUGAAGAACCAAACUUUUCCCCCUAUGUCUGUAGAGGAUCAGAGAAAAACAAAAAUCCCCUGUAACUGAAGUUGUGGUACCAUGUUGGAAUUAAAUAAGGUGGCACUCCUGCUGUCGUUCCUGGCUUCACUGGCUCUGGGCCAAGGAUCUGUGAGGACCAGGAGUCUGUCAGACCGAAGCAGGAGAGUGGCCCUCAACACGUUCACUGACGCACAGACAACAGGCGUGACAGAGUGGACUUCUUGGUUCAAUAUUGACCAUCCUGGAGGGAAUGGAGACUAUGAGCGCCUGGAAGCAAUCCGUUUCUAUUACAGGGAAAGAGUUUGUGCACGGCCCAUGGCCAUGGAGGCUCGCACUACAGACUGGGUGGCAGCGGCAGACACCGGAGAAGUUGUCCACUCCAGUCUGGAGAAGGGCUUCUGGUGCAUCAACAAGGAACAGCCCCAAGGCCGCAUCUGCUCCAACUACCAUGUCCGCUUUCAGUGUCCCCCAGUGCAGAGCUACUGGACUGACUGGAGUGAGUGGGGUCCCUGUUCCACCACGGCUUGUGAUGACGUAGGCAUCCAGGUCCGCCAGAGGAAAUGUGUGAAUACCCAGCCACUGCCUCUCCUGUUGGUGCCAGCGUGUCAGGGGCACCAUUCAGAAAGGAGGGAAUGUUCCACCCCUCCAUGUACAGCCAAGUGGAGUCAAUGGGGUCGGUGGGGGACUUGUUCGGUGACCUGUGGUGGAGGUCGCAGGAUUAGGAGGAGGACCUGUGUGAGGACCUCUGUGACAGUUCAGUGUACUGGACGGCCUGUUGAAAUACAGAAGUGUGGGAAAAGUUCAUGCCCAGCCAAAUGCCAGCGUGUGUGCACCGAGGGUCAUCCCAGUGAGGACUGCAGCCGCUGUGUGUGUGACAGCCACGUGCUGCAUGGAGAAGUCCACACUGUGACUGGUGUGCCGGUGGCAGGAGCCUGGAUGGCACUAGCCAGCCAGCCUAAGAUGAUUCGUGCCCGUACAGAUGCCAAAGGUCAGUUCAGGCUCAUAGGAGUCUGCUCCUCCAGCUCGACCUUGAUCUCCAUUAGGAAGGAGAAGUUCACCCCAAUCAAUGUCUCCACCUCCAGUAACACCACAGGGUUAUCUUGGGUACGCGCUGUCCUCAAAUCAGCCGAAAAGCCAUACAUUGUGAAACACCCGGAGGACAAAGUGCGUUAUGAAGGAGGACGGGUGCUGUUUUGCUGCAAGGCAACAGGAUCACCAGCACCUGACAAAUACUACUGGUACCACAAUGGGACUCUGCUGGACAGGAAGGUGUACAAGUAUGAAGAGGACCUUAUACUGCAGAACCUGAAACCGAAGCAGUCAGGACAGUACUAUUGCAAAACCAGCAGCCCAGCAGGCAGCAUCAAGUCCUCUCCAGCCUUACUCACUGUGAUUGCAAAAGGAACACCAGCAUGCAAUUCCACCCCUGAGGCGCACCUCAUCAGACUGCCGAUGGACUGUGUUCAACCCGGGACUGACUCCAAGUACUACAAUGCUGGCCGCUGCACUCAAAAUAAAUGUGCUGGCUCCCUAGACUUUGAUAUGCGCUGCAGAGAUGGAGCUGGGUUCUGCUGUGGUGUCCAAAAUAUGGAAAGUCGAAUCAUUGACUGUGGGACCUACAGUCUCCCUAUCCGGGCUGUGACGCAGUGCAGCUGUCAGAGGUGUGUGCAGCCUACUGUGCUGGUUCGUGGCAGAGUGGUCACAGCUGACAAUAAUGAGCCUCUGCGUUUUGGGCACAUCUACAUUGGGAAAGAGAGAGUGGGCACCACUGGAUACCAAGGAAGUUUCACAUUACAAAUUGCUCCUGAUACACAGAGAUUGGUGGUAAAUUUUGUUGACCCCACUCAGAAGUUUCUUGACACUCCAAAGGUGUUCAUCUUUGAUAAGAAAAGUGGCUCCAUCUACCAUGAUGUGAAGGUGAUGAGAAAGCAGAAACCAAUCGAUAUCAACGCAGGAGAGACCAAUUCUAUUAACCUAGGGGAGAUUAAAGGGGAAGAUCCCAUUGGUCAGUUGGUUAUUCCUCCCAACUCUUUCCACAAGGACAAUGGAGAAAUCUACGAGGGAACUGUGAAAGCCAGCGUCACAUUUAUUGACCCAAGAAAUAUCACCAUGGCGGCUGCAACCCCAGGUGAUCUCAACUUUGUAGACGAUGAGGGUGACAUGCUCCCUUUGAGGACCUAUGGCAUGUUCUCUGUGGACUUCAGAGAUGAGACAAACAAGGAGGUACUUGGAGCUGGAGCUGUUCAAGUCCUUCUUGACACACAGCAUGUCAAAAUGCAAGAGCACAUUCCCAAAAUGAAACUGUGGUCUUUAAACCCAGACACAGGAGUUUGGGAAGAGGAGAGUGACUUCUCCUACACCACAACUACUGGUGGUCAUGGGCGGAGCAAACGAGAGGAGCGCACAUUCCUCAUAGGCAACAUGGAGAUUAGAGAACGUAGGCUCUUCAAUUUAGACGUGCCUGAAAACAGACGCUGCUACGUCAAGGUCCGUGCCUACAUGAGUGACAAGUUCCUACCUAGUGAACAGCUGGAGGGUGUUGUGAUCAGCUUGAUAAACUUGGAACCCAAACCUGGUUAUUCCUCUAAUCCUAGGGCAUGGGGGCGCUUUGACAGUGUCAUAACUGGACCCAACGGAGCUUGUUUACCAGCUUUCUGUGAUGCCCAAAGGCCUGAUGCUUACACAGCUUAUGUCACAGCAAUGAUGGGUGGGGAAGAACUGGAGGCAGCUCCCUCCUCCCCCAAAAUGAAUCCAAAUAUUAUUGGAGUGUCUCAGCCAUAUCUAGAUAAAAUAGACUACCAGCGCUCAGACCAUGAGGAUCCAGCUCUGAAGAAAACAGCCUUCAGAAUCAACUUGGCAAAGCCUAACCAAAAUAAUCUUGAUGAGACCAAUGGGCCGAUAUAUCCGUAUCAAAGUUUAAUAGGUUGUGAAAAUGCCCCUAUCGAUGCAAAUCAUUUUAGAUUCUUCAGAGUAGAAAAAGACAAGUAUGAAUACAAUGUUGUUCCCUUUGAGGAAAACGAUUUGACCACCUGGACAGGAGACUACCUCUCCUGGUGGCCUAAUCCCCAGGAGUUCAGAGCAUGCUUUAUUAAGGUCAAGAUCCAUGGACAGAAGGAAGUGAUGGUCAGGUCAAGGAAUCUGGGAGGAACACACAGAGAAACAAAAGGCAAAUUAUAUGGCAUAAGAGACAUUCGCAGUACCCGGGACAUGCGAGAGGCCAACACCUCAGCAGCCUGUGUAGAGUUCAAAUGCAGUGGCAUGUUGUUUGAUCAAGCCGAGGUGGACAGAUCCCUCAUAUCAGUCCUUCCACAGGGAAACUGUCGCAGGAUUGGCACCAACAGUCUUCUACACGAGUAUCUCAUUAAACAUCCACCAGUCGCUCAAAACAACGAGUCCUUUGCAUUCACCAUGCUAGCCCCUGUUGAUCCUUUGGGACACAACUACGGCAUCUAUACAGUCACAGACCAGAAUCCCAGGGUCGCCAAGGAAAUUGCUAUAGGGCGCUGCUUUGAUGGCACCUCAGAUGGUUUCUCCAGGGAGAUGAAGUCAGACUCUGGAGUGGCGCUGACCUUCAGCUGUCCAGAGAGGAAAAUUAACAGAGAAAGCCUGUUCCAGCGUCUACAGACCAACCCGGGUCAGGCUCUGUCUCAGAUGGCGAGGGACAUGAGAGAGUCGGAAGGUCUGCAGGUGCAGAGAUUAUCCACAGAGAUAGUGGCCUAUCCUUCAGAGCAGCGGGGCAGGCCCCAGAGUCGCAGAGUCAGCUCUACAACCAGGAGGAGAAUGUCCACACGCACAGAGAAACGCCAAUAGAUGUGCCAAGAAAUCUUCGGUCAAGACCGAUAUGAUGGCCUCAAGGCGAGGAAGUAAAAAUGGCCCGUCUGUUGUUGAGUAUUAACUCCCUCCUGACUAUGGCAACCACAAAACGAGGCAGACAGCAAUUCAUCAAAAUCAGUGUGAUUGAAGAUAUUCAUUAGACUUAUACUUACUUGAAGGGUUUGGUAUAUAAAUGUCUUCCUUCCCUCCUUGAAAGGCAUCAUUUGUCUAUAUGUAACGCAGUGGCUUGCAUUUAUUUAAUUAGCUUUGGUCUAAUUGUAUGUAUGAAUAGACUAAACUGACGUUUAAGAAUGUAACUUUUAUAAUUUGUGGCAUUCCACAUGUGGAUGUUUUUGCUGAUGUCACUCAAUGCUUGAGUUGACACCAAACCUUCAAAAGCUGUAAAUACUAUGCCAGGCCUCCAACACUUCAUAAUUUGCCGUUGCUUUCCACUGAACUUCUUUUCGAGAUCAGAAAGAAACCAACUUGAGACCUUGUUGUCUGCCACAGACCCUGAGACAUUUUUCUACAAUCUUGGGAACUCACUCCACCAAGGCAAGGCACACUCUGAAGAGACCUGUUGGAUGCAGUGGGGUGAGGCAUGCCACCCAGGGAGGAUGUUUUCAGUCAUGCUUCUUAAUGUUUUUCCUUAGCAUGCCACAUUGCCAACUGUGUCUCAGCCAAAUGUCCUUCCACACUUACUUAGAACGUGUAAGACCAAGGCCUUCGCCAAGACAAGCAUGGAUCUCACUAGUGGCAGGCAGUCUAAAAUGAGAUAAGUUGACUGUGAGGUGUGCCAUAAUUUCUUUUUGUCCUCUGCACAUUCCAAAUUAGCAUCACCAAACAAAACGUUACUGAAAACUUUAUAUUCACAAAUAUCUCACUUUCUCAGAAACCAUUACAGAGACUCAUUCAGGGUCUAAAUUGACUUUGUUUUUAUUGUUGGGUAAUGUGAUUGUCAGCUGCCUUUAUAUCUUGAAGUGCAAUAACUAUAUGAAGCAAAUAAUUUAACAGCUAUGCGUAGAAUCUAUUAACCUUUUCAUACUUUGCUGCAUGACUGAGUUGAAUUUACAAUUUGUACAACACAGUAAUCUUUUCAGCUUCAGAGAGCAACCUGGGUAGCAGAGGUUAAAACUCUACAGGGAGCCCUCUCUUCAUUAACAGUACCCACUGUAUAAUUAUUACACAUGGGAGUAAUAAUUAAAAAGUGACACAAAAAUUAAUUUACUGGCAAGGUUCUACCAUUCUGACAGUAUGUGUGGCAAAAUAAGUCAUCAAUCGAUUUAAAGUAUCCAUCUUGAUAUGUCUUAAGACGAAUAGAAAAUAGAUGUAAAUUCAAAUGUUAAGGCUAUUUUAGUUGAGGUUGAUAUGAGAAAGAAGCUUCACUUAGUGAUAAAAGCUCCAAACUUGUUUAUCUCCAAAAUGGGCACUUGCAGACUCAUGGGAGAAGCUCCUCAAGCUGAACUAAUCCAACAGCAAAUAAAAGUUGGCAUGGAGAAAGCUGACAAGCAAAUAAGCCUUCUGUUAAUUAGAAAAUAAAUAGCUCACUCUCUUGAGAGCUAUUAAAACAGUUUGACCCUGACUUCCACAACAGCCAAACAAGUUAAUUUACAGGAAAGAAAGGAUGAUGUUAAAUAAUCAACAAUAUACUGGGCUCAAGAGGAUCAUGGUCAAGCAUAUUUACCAUCAAAAUGGUACCCUCCCCACUGUACAGUUAACUUGAAGUUUUCAGCUCGAUCCAUUUAAGCCUGAUUACAUUUUUAUUGCUAUUGUGCAACAGAUUCAUUGUUUAAUGUGUGCUAAAAAUGUACCAAUGGGAAGUUGAAUGUAUCCAUGAAAAUCCAAUAUUUUAACCCUAUACUUGUACUUGGACCCACAUUGAACAACAAUCUCUUUACAUUAUGCACAAUGAGUGGCACACUCCAGAAAAACACUCAAAACAAAGUAAUAUAGGGUGACAACAUGUGGUACCUUUGCCAUUAUUGCUGAACUCUUUAAUCACAGGCCUGUGGGUCUAUGACUGUAAAGUUCAGAUCUCCAGAUGACAACAAACAUCUCCCUGCAGCAGAUGUAGCAUCCACCAGAAAGAUGAUUGAGUCCAGGUGUGGGAAGAGAUAAGUCCUAUAAAAUGCAAUGGUGUGUGAGGUUAGCUGAGGAGGCCCAACAGCUGUAGAGCAACUGGAGGAAAUGUUAGACCAAAGACAUCAAUAGAAAUUGGAGCAAGAUUAUCCAGUGAUGGAUUUAAUCAUUUUGGGGUACUGUUUGGUAAAUGGAAAAAAGAAAGGGAAAAUAUUAGUGGUCUUUGGCCUUACAGUCUAUCACUUACAGAAUAUCAGACCUCGGAAGUGGUUGCACAUGGAAGAAUGCAGGAUUUUGGAGGAGAAUGCCUUGACAGGAGAAUUGGCUUAUUCAUGAGGAGAACUUAUCAGGGGAGUUUGAAGGACAAGGUAACGAUAAUAGACUGAGUAAACCAUUAUGUAAGGCUUUGCAUGGGAAAGUAAGCUGGCUUCUCCAAACAGUUGCUUUGUCUUCUGGGGAACUUCAAAGGAGAUUAAAGAACCUCAGCAAUGUUUGGUUUGAUAACUUAAGAAAAAGUUUCCAAAGACUUUAGAAUCAAAUAAUGGGAGUUUGAGCCUGAAUCCAACAGAUAUAGCACAUAGCAAAGGAAAUGUUUAUCUUACUGAAUCUCAACGGGAAUGGCUGUUGUAGCAACCUUUUCAUUUUACAGGGAUUCAAUGUUAAUUUCAUAAAUAUGAUUUAAUGGAGAUUUAUGUAUUUUUGUUUAACCCCUUUAGAGGAAUAGUUCAACAUUUCUGUCUGUUCAAUAUGAGGCUUGUGUUGUGGCCUGUUAUCUUAGCUUAGCAUAACUGGAAACAGGAAAAAAACAUCUAGCCUGGGUAUCCUUGAAACCCCAAUGGUAGCAUGGCAACUGUACGAUAAAGUGAGGACUCCAGGACAUUUGUCACAUAACCCCCAACCACAUGUCUUUUUACACUUCCCUGUUCACAUAGAUAAAACAAACAAGAUAUUACUUAUUCAUUAGUGAGCUAUAAAGGUGCUGGUAGGCGACCUGUACCUUUGGACAGAGCAAGGUUUGCUGUUUUCAACUGUCUUUACUAAGCUAAGCUAACUGGCUGCUAGCUGUGGCUUCAUAAAUGGGCUACAGUACAGACAUGAGAGUGGUAUCGAUCUUUUCAUCUAAAUUUCUGCAAGACAACAAAAAAAGUACAUUUCCAAAAAUGCCUAACUAAUCCUUUAAUAAAUACUCCACACUAUUUUAUACUGAAGAAUUGAAUGCUUGACAAUUGGCAUUUUCAUCCCCUUAGACUUACUGCCUAAACUUGGCAUGUUACUGUUACAAUUAAAAUUUGAAAGAAGAAUAUGUGAAGUUAACUGCUUUGGAAAUACUUGACCUGAUUGACCUGAUUUUGCCUCUUUGUCACAGAAUUUCUGUGGGUGCAUGUAAUGCUAAGCCACACUAUUUAAAGCAACAUUAUGUAAGAUUGUUUUUUUGUGAGAUUUGGUACCCCUACCAUUUCUGAAUGUAAUUCAUCUGUCAUAAAUAAGGAGAGCUGUACAUGUGUAUCACUUACUUACUAGCCUAACUGUGUACACAGAAGGAAAGCAUCUGCAUCUUGCAGCCUUUUCAUAAAACUCUCUCCAACGUGCAGGAGCAUCUUGCUGGGUCACUCUCCUUUUCUCCUUUUCUCUUUGUUUCCUUCAUCAACGUCCUCUUUGGUCUCUUCAGCUCUGCCAUUAGCUAACGAUAUGUCCAUAGAGGCUGCUGAGCCCGUAUCGCCCGACUACAGCGCGACACCUGCAACACCCUAGUGGCAAGCUAGCCAACAAAGCUAGACGCGAAACGUUGUUUAUGCACAGGACUCCAAUGUUACAUAGUGCCAAUAACCAGCGCUACCCGGCAGGGAGCGGCAAUGACAGAUAAUGCCAUUCACCCUUUCACAAGUCAGUGUAACAUGAAAAUAAUUUUGAAGCUGUUAUAUUAAGAUACAAUUACUACAUAAUGUUGCUUUAACUUUGUGAUAUUCCACUUUUGUGCAGAAAAGCACAAGACUCUCAGUGAAUUCUCGGACUCUCUCUUCUGUACAGUCCAGCUGAUCUUAAGGAGAUCAUCAUUCAUUCAGGAGGUCAUCUUUGAACCUUUCCAACACUUUCUGGCAUAUAUGAAGAGAGUUGUAUAUUUUUCAGUGCUCCAGGAAGCCACCCUGAGCUCAAGUAAAAUAAUUACAUAAAUGAACUCCUGAUAAUACUCUGUAAAUGCAUAACUAUUGCAUGGUGAUGCCAAUCUCGUUUCUCUCUGAUUUAAGUUUUUAUGUGUAAAUUGUGUAUUGUAUGAAAUCUACUAUAAUUGUAAGACCAAGAAACUGUAAAUAAAUGAUUUUUUGUUAGUGUUUCAUUAA
Molecule: messenger RNA, 8359 nt
Organism: Micropterus salmoides (largemouth bass)
Lineage: Eukaryota; Metazoa; Chordata; Actinopteri; Centrarchiformes; Centrarchidae
Gene: cilp2
Product: cartilage intermediate layer protein 2
Exons: 10
Coding region: 189-3938 (1249 amino acids)
Source: RefSeq, a predicted model, not a curated record